Molecule: messenger RNA, 3756 nt
Organism: Sitophilus oryzae (rice weevil)
Lineage: Eukaryota; Metazoa; Arthropoda; Insecta; Coleoptera; Curculionidae
Exons: 1
Coding region: 1-3756 (1251 amino acids)
Biological process (GO): DNA replication
Molecular function (GO): DNA binding; nucleotide binding; DNA-directed DNA polymerase activity
Source: RefSeq, a predicted model, not a curated record
AUGGAAAAAUUUAUUGUAGUGAAAGAUUUCAUGAAAAAAGUUCCUCGUUUCGGUCUUACCGGCCGUAAAGUGGAAUUUAAAAUAAAACCAGUGCCCAAUGGUGAAGAUCCUAUUAAAUGGACGAAGGGGGCCAUAGAAGAUAUUUUGAAGAAAGGGGUCGAGGGCGUAGCCCCAAGUGAUCAAGUGGGCAUAAAUUUCUGUUCCAAAGACUUUACAAGGGGCGAUGGAUGGAUCAAUUUCAAACCGGCCAGCGGUGUAACUUUCGACGAUGUGUGGAAAAUGAUAUCGGGUAUUUAUCAAUCGAAUAGUGCCGGGUUAAACACCGAGACGUUCUGCCUCGGUAUUACCAGCGUUCAAGUACCGGCUGGAAAAGGACGAGGUGGAAAAUACAAUACUUUUAUGGAGGAAUGCGGGAUGCGGAAGGGGAUUGUUGCCAUAAAUAAUAAAGACAACAUGUGCCUACCCCGGGCACUAGUUGUGGCUAUUGCGCACGCUGAUAAGGACCCCAACUAUACGAAAAUCAGGAGAGAUAUUGGGAAGAUCCAAACGGAGAAGGCUAGGGUUCUGGCGGAGGAAGCAAACGUCGUUAUCCCUAAUGAAGGCGCAGGUAUACCAGAAUUGGGCAAAUUCCAGCAGUAUUUGGUAGAUUACCAAAUUGUGGUGUAUCAGUACGGAUCCAAAGGCCGGGAUUUAGUUUUUAAAGGCGAAGAAAAAACGAAAAAGCUCCACCUGCUUUACCAUCAACACCACUACAACGUCAUAACAUCAUUGACGGCGGCGUUUUGUUGUGAUUAUUAUUGUGAAGAGUGUAACGUUCCUUACGACCAUAAAAAAGACCAUAGGUGUGGUGGUACAUGCGCCGGCUGCUACCAAAACCCCUCAUGCCCUACAGACAAUAUGAAAAUCAAGUGCCCAGACUGCCUACGUUCGUUUAGAGGCCCGAUAUGUUUCGAGAACCACAAGAAGCCCGGUUCAUACGGUAAAAGUUCGGUAUGUGAAAGUAUAAGGAAAUGCCCAACGUGUCUCAUUGUCGUGAAAUCAGAUCGACCACAUAACUGCGGUGAAAAGUAUUGUUCGAUUUGCAAGAAACACCAACCGCAACCGCACCAUUGUUACAUGCAGCAGGAUACAGGGUGUCCCAGUAUGAAGAACACGCUGUUUGUUUUUUACGAUCUGGAAACGAGGCAGGAAAAGAAGCUGGAAGACGGAACCAUACUUCAUGAACCUAACCUAUGUGUUUAUAGAAAGGUUUGCGACAGGUGUAUUGACAAAAACAACAGUGUUGUGUGCCAAAAGUGUGGGGAAAGACAAAAAGUUAUUAAAGACAAUGUAAUAGCGGUAUUAUUAAGGGAUAUUUUAGUACUUAGGAAACAAUUCAAGGAUGUGGUGGUGAUAGCACAUAAUGGCGGAGGGUUUGACCACCAAUUUAUCCUAGACUAUAUUCUCCAGCAAACAGACCUGACACCUGAACUUAUUACCCGAGGUACCAAGUUAGUUCUCAUGUCUGCGGGCAACGUUAAAUUUCUGGACUCACUCAAUUAUUUCCCUAUGGCUCUUGCAAAACUCCCCAAAGCAUUCGGCUUAAACGAGCUGAAGAAAGGAUAUUUUCCCCAUUUAUUCAACACCGUAGGACAUCAAAAGUAUGUUGGGCCCAUGCCCUCUAUUGAAUAUUAUGAUCCCGACAAUAUGAAGGUUGAAGAUAGGGAAAAGUUCGUGAAAUGGUACCAAGAGUGUGUAGGCAAGAAUUAUAUGUUUGAUUUCGAGAAGGAGUUUGUUGACUAUUGCGUAUCCGAUGUCGAUAUUCUUACGCAAGCCUGCCUCAAAUUCAGAAAACUCAUGAUAGACGAAGGAAACGUAUGCCCUUUUACCGAAGCCUCAACACUACCUUCUGCUUGCAAUAAGAUUUUCCGUCGUAAUUUCCUCCAGCCCGAAACUAUAGGUAUCAUACCGAAAAACGGGUACAGGUUCUGCGAUAACCAAAGCAAGAUAGCUCUCCAAUGGUUAUUGUGGGUGGAACAAGAAAGAGGGGUUGAAAUCAUACAUGCCGCAAAACAACAAGAAAGUAUCGUUGCAGGGUGUAAAGUCGACGGGUAUUGUAGGGAAACCAACCAGGUGUUUGAGUUUCACGGCUGCUAUUACCACGGAUGCCCUAGAUGUUACAGGUACGACAGACAGGUACCGCUGAAAGACGACCCCACGCAAACGCUGGAUUCCCGGCACGAGAAUACACUUACGAAAACCCAGCAUUUAAUAGACCAAGGCUACGAGGUGAUUGAAAUGUGGGAGUGCGAUUUCCGGCGCAAUAUGAGUGUAGAAACCAAACAAUUUGUUGAAGACCAUCCUCUACUUAUCAAUUUACCACUAAAUCCGCGCGACGCUUUUUACGGGGGCCGUACGGAAAAUAUGAGGACAUACUACAAGUGCCGGGAAGGAGAAACAAUCAAAUACGUUGAUGUUUGUUCACUUUACCCGUGGGUAAACAAGUAUGGAAAGUACCCCGUAGGACACCCGGAAGUUAUCGUUGGUAGUGAAAAGUGCUCCAAACUUAACCUGUUUGAAACAGACGGACUAAUUAAAUGCAAAAUUUUACCGCCUCAACAGCUAACCCAUCCCGUACUACCGGUAAAAUUGAACGAUAAACUCAUGUUCGUGUUGUGUUACGCAUGCGCUAAAGUCGGGGUUAAAGACUGUGGCCAUAGCGAUGAAGAAAGGGCAAUUUGCGGUACGUGGGUGAUUGACGAAGUGGUAAAGGCGCUUGAAAAAGGAUACCAGGUGUUGGAUAUUCAGGAGGUUUGGAAAUACCAGAUAACGCAGUAUAAUCCCGAGACAAAACAAGGAGGUUUGUUCAACGGAUAUAUUAGCAAAUUCCUGAAAAUCAAACAAGAAUCAUCAGGGUGGCCCUCGUACUGUACAACGCCCGAAUCCAAAGACCAAUACGUGCGCGAAUAUUUGGCAAGAGAAGGUGUUACGCUAGAUCCAGAAAAGGUUUCUGUAAAUCCCGGCCUUAGACAGCUUGGAAAAGCAGUCAUCACAUCGUUUUGGGGCAAGUUGGGGCAGAGGGAAAACCAGGGAAAAACGGCUAUUGUGAACAAACCCGAAGCGCUGUUUUCCAUGCUAACCAAUCCUGCGACCGACGUAAAUUCCAUCCUGCCAGUGAACGACGAUACUUUACUGGUAAACUGGUCAUUUAAGGAUGAAGCAUACGAUAUUCUGCCCACGGUAAACGUCUGCUUAGCCGCCUACACCACGGCCCAAGCCCGGCUUAAACUUUAUAGCUAUCUGGAAAAAGUCGGGGAUAACGCUAUUUACACCGAUACAGAUAGCGUUAUUUACCUAUCGAAGGCAGGGCAAGAAGAAGAUAUUCCGCUUGGAAAUUUCCUCGGUGAAAUGACCGAUGAGUUGGAGGGGUAUGGCGAGGGUAGCUACAUUGAUGAGUUUGUGUCGGGAGGGCCUAAGAACUACGCCUAUAGGGUAUAUUCUCCUAAAUCCGGGGAAUAUUCCAUAACGUGCAAGGUUAAAGGUCUUUCCCUAAACUACAACGCCUCUCAAACCAUCAAUUUUGAAACCAUAAAAUCCAUGGUUUUAACAGAGCAGCCCGAACCUAUUCCAAUAAUAUACAGGCAGAUACGGAGAACAGCUGAUCACAAGGUUAUCACAACACAGCUGACAAAACUCUACAGACCGCUUUCCACCAAACGGAAAUUCGACGAGGAAGGUCACUCGUUACCGUUUGGAUAUAAAAAAGCUAGACUGUAG